Messenger RNA from Periophthalmus magnuspinnatus, 3513 nucleotides. It is a transcript of the gene cd164, whose product is annotated as CD164 molecule, sialomucin. Gene Ontology annotation, cellular component: cytoplasmic vesicle. The record is from RefSeq and is a predicted model, not a curated record. The coding region runs from base 178 to 747 and encodes 189 amino acids. The transcript has 6 exons. Lineage: Eukaryota; Metazoa; Chordata; Actinopteri; Gobiiformes; Gobiidae.
ACAUGACCUGCUGACUAGGAAGUGGAGAGCCCUGAUCCAAGAAUCAGCAGGAGCAGAUCCGAACACGGAAAGAUAGGCACAAAGAACCCCCUAAAAUUUAGAAUUGCCAAUCGCGACGUUGUUGGUGGAUACACGUUACUUUUGCGUUGAAAAUAGAGCAAUAAGUUGGCCUUAGUCAUGGACUCUAGGGCGGUAUUUGUCGCUGUAGUUUUGCUGUUGGUUGGCGCAUCUGCCGCGGUGGACCCAGAUGUAUGUACUACUCUCAAAGAUUGUGAAUUCUGUGGAGCUAAUAUGGACUGCCAAUGGGCCAAUUGCUCAUCAACAUUUGGCUGUUAUAACAAGACUCUGGCUGAUGAAAACUGUUCCAAUGCUACCUGCUCAGCUGUCACCCCAGCUCCAAGCUUUGUCCCCAUGACUACCCACAAGACUACCCCUGCUCCUUCUCCCACCAUGACCACAGUCUCUACCACUGUUGUCUCCACUACUAAUGCAACUACAGACAAUGCCACUGCUACGGUUGCUCCUUCUGUUACUCCAACUAAUAGCACCAAUGCCACCACUAUGACUACUACAACAGCUUCCUCUAAUGUAACUACACCUCUCACCCCGACUGCUGAGCCCCACCAUAACACUUUUGACGCCGCAAGUUUCAUUGGAGGUAUAGUCCUGGUCCUGGGUCUUCAAGCUGUCAUUUUCUUCCUCUACAAGUUCUGCAAAUCAAAAGAUCGCAACUACCACACCCUUUGAAGCCUUUAUUCUUUGCACUUUUUCCCUCCAACUUAGAGCCACUCGUAGAAGAAAACAUAAUGGACUCAAACAGUCUUUUCAAACAAGUUAUUUAGCAUUUUCACAUCUCAUUUUAGUGCUGCUGCUGCAUGCAUGAUAUUUAUUCGCACCGUUUAGGAGCUUGAAACAUUAUUGAGUACGUCAUGCUGUCAGUACACAUCAAUCAUAGCAUUAUUCAUUCUUGCAUAUUAAAUGGGAGUAGGGUUUUCAAAAAUAGCAUUCGCUGUUAAACAGUUACAGUUUCAUGGGAGCUGUUUUGCUUAGGAGAGAUCUAGUUACAAUGUUGUAUUAGUUUUUCUUAUCAAUUUCAAUUUGGAAACACUGUUUGAGUUCAAAGUUAGCCUUUAGCGAGUAUAAUGAUUCUGUGUUGCUCUUAGACUGUAUUACAAUUGGUCAAACUUGAAAAGUCCCUGAAAAAAAUGAAGGAUUUCUUAUUAAAAGCAGCACCUAAUCAUUUCAUGUUGGAGUUUAGGGUCCACUGCAGUGAAGGUCUCCAUUGAUAUUUAGCCGUUUGGGUUUGUCCAUUCAGCAAAUGCUAGUUUAUAAAUGCCAAACAACUUCCCAUAGACCAGCUGCAGGGCAAUAAGCCACGUAUUCAGAUCAUGAUUCAUCAUCCCUAGAAUUUUAUCUGGCUGCAGUUCUUGCGGGUCAAAUGAAAGGACUGUAUAGAACAUUUAAUAAUAAAAUAAUGUAAAAAUGCGUGUUACAGUGGGGAAAUUGUGCACACCUUGUUAACAGCAACAGCAGUGAAGUGCCUUUUUAAUGUCCAGUCUGACUUACAGUGAAGGGGGAAACUAGAGUUGUCCUCCUGGAGCCCAAGUGUUGUGUGAAUAUUGGUAUAUUUCUUCUGUGUGACAUAGCUUGUGUUAGUAGUGAACCAGCUGGACUGAAAUGGCUUUUAUUGAAGAUUACGGUAGAUAAUAAUUCAAGAGAUCUUAGGAGAAGGUUGCGAGCUUAGUUAUAUAUGUGUAAAAGAUUAGGUCCACGUAACCUAAAAUGUCCUCUAAUCUAACAAUUAUGCUCUUCUAGUUGUAAUUUGUGUUGCCUUUUGACCUAAAUUGAGUUGGCAGGACAUUUUGGGUUGUGUGUGCAGUGAAAACAUCUAAAGAUUGUACCUCAUCUGCAACAUAAUAACUUUUCAGACUUGAGUGAGGAGGUGAUUACAAAAUGCAAAACAAUUAAGUGGCCAAGCUUAAGCUCAUGUCUAGUUCUUGAAGAAGCUUGCUGCUAACUGUGAUUUACGUUAAAUAGACCUCUUGUAGAUAGCCAUGUUCUGUUCUAUUUUGCGUUCAGAUUGAGAAAUAAAGGAGAAUGUCUUUAGCUUUAAUGGCUUGUCAUUGUCAAGAAUGUUGGUUUGUUGCCUUUUAAUUAUUGCAUGCUGAAUGUUGGAGUUGUAAUUCCCCCAUUGCAUAUGCUCUUAAUAGGGAUUUAGACACAACUAAUAAACCACUUGUUUUGUAAGCUAUAGAUGAAAAAUUGCCUUGAAACAUUGUGCAUCAAACCAAAGUCCUCGGUUCUGGCAUGGAAAUUAAGUGUUGCACUGACAAGCUUUUUGUUGUUUGUUUUUCAAAUGAUUAGCUGCCUGUAAGAUAGCCUUGACUAUUUCUAAUAAGAAGAAGUUAUGUUCCUUAAUAAGCCAAACAUUAAAAAAAACUUUGUUUUUGUUGCCUUGGAUAAUUUCCGAUGCCAUGUUUUUGCUGCUCACUAUCAUAAUGCCUUUUAUCUUUCACAUUCACUUAGGGGCAUUAGGGUCAACCCAAGAGUACAGGCCAGAGUUUUGCCUUAGCUGCGACAGCACGCAAGCAUACAUUUAAAAACACUCAAAUGUCACUAGGUAUCCACUGGUGAAUUGUUGGCUCUCUACAUUUUGAAUAUCCCAGUUACAUUCCACAAAUUCACAGCAUCACAUGUUGACAAGUGGUGCCACAAAACAUCCCUAGCACCAUAGAGACCAAUUGUCGUAUCCACUGCAGCUACAAGUUACUCAGUCCCUUAUAGAGAAGUGCCUUAUUCAGUUAAAAUAGAGAAUGUAGAAUGUAAAAUGAUAUGCCACAACUAACACAUGUAUUAUAGGACUUGGCACUUUCAGUUUUAAGCGAUUUUAGUGUUGCUCACAGUUUAUGGUCAUUGUUAAUUUCACUUUCACCAUGCGGUCCACUUGCAAGUUGUCCUGGUUGGAUUAUAAGUAUUAUACAUUAUACAUGUACAAGUGCAUCUUCUUUAUCUGAAAUUGAAGAAAAUACUAAUGAUAAUAAAAAUGAAUGAAAAUGAAAAUCAAAGUAUUUAUUUUAAUUGCAUUAAAUAAUCCAAAAUAUAUAAAAUUGACUAAAAUGUUCACAUUUUUCCAAUUUCAGUUUAUUGUGAUGCACCUGAAACAUGACUAUUUUUACUUGGAAUGUGACAAUCUUGAUAAAUGCAUUUGCAAUGUUAUGAUCACUCCUCUCAUGGUACUACUCUGCAAUAUCCACCAUUUUCUGUAUAGUACAAUGUUAAAAUGCACAUGGCAUGUCCAGUUUGUAUGUUAAAAGCCCAUUUUGGUGUUAAUUUAUAUGUUCAGUCACUAGGCCCAAAUGACAUUCACAGCCAUAUAUGUGUGGUCCAGAUCCCACAAUGCCUCCUUGUUCUGCUUUGAGAUUUCCAUACAUCUUCUAAAUGAUUGCCCUUUUUGUUUUAAUGUUGCUUAGUUUGACAAUGUUAAAUCAUUAAAGUUGAAUAUUGUAAAACAAA